UUCAAUGGUUUCAUAGCUUAUUCAAUUUCAAUGAAAGGGAUGUUAAAGGGAGCUUUGCUGUUAUUUUCUUGGCCAUAUAAACUGUGGAGAGGGUAAACUGAGAAGUGUGAGAAAACUCAGAGUCUGUUUGGAUUGUCGGAAAAUGGAGAGUGUAGUGUUGUACCCAUCACCGGGGAUUGGACACCUUAUCGCCAUGGUUGAGCUUGGGAAGCUCAUCCUCAGACACCACCCUUCACUCUCGAUCGUCAUCUUUUUCCUCGACCCACCUUUUAACACUGGCGCCACCGCCCCUUACAUCUCCGCCGUCUCUUCUACCACCCCCUCCAUCACCUUCCGCCACCUCCCCAUCCCAACUCUUCCUCAACACCUCUCCUCCUACCCCUCUUUUGAGGCCCUAAUAUUUGAUCUCUUAACCCUCAGCAACCCUAAUAUCCACCAAGCCCUCCAAUCCAUCUCUAACACCUCCACCGUCCUCGCCCUCGUCAUCGACAUGUUCUGCACCCCAGCUCUGGACGUCGCCGGAGAGCUUAACGUUCCGGUCUACUAUUUCUUCACUUCCUCCUGCUCCGGCCUCGCUUUGUUCCUUUACUUCCCUACUCUUCACCAGAACAUCACUCAGAGUUUCAAGGAUAUGAACACCCUUCAUCAAGCCCCGGGCUUGCCGCCGAUACCAUCGGAGGAUAUGCCAACGCCGGUGCUUGACCGCACCAGCAAAGCAUAUGAAUCUUUUGUGUAUCACACUACCCAUAUCACGAAAUCGGCUGGAAUCAUAGUGAAUUCGUUUGAAUCCUUGGAAUCAAAAGCUGUGAAGGCUAUCAAAGAUGGGCUUUGUGUAAGAGACCGUCCUACACCACAGCUGUUCAGCAUAGGGCCGUUGAUAGCCACACAAAGCGGAGAAGGUGGGGGAGAUGGAAAAGAGUGUUUAAAGUGGCUGGACUCGCAGCCGAAACGCAGCGUAGUGUUUCUGUGUUUUGGCAGCAUGGGUUUCUUUUCAGAAGAGCAGUUGAAGGAAAUAGCAGUGGGGCUAGAGACGAGCGGGCGGAGGUUCCUAUGGGUGGUGCGCAGUCCACCGUCCAAGGACCAGAGUCGGCGCUUUUUAGCACCACCCGACCCGGAUUUGGAUUCGUUACUACCAGAUGGAUUCUUAGAUAGAACCAAGGAGAGGGGACUAGUGAUGAAGUCAUGGGCUCCACAGGUGGCAGUGCUGAGUCAUGGCUCGGUCGGCGGGUUCGUGACUCACUGCGGGUGGAACUCAGUGCUCGAAGCUAUCUCCUCCGGCGUUCCCAUGGUGGCGUGGCCCCUCUACGCGGAGCAAAGGCUUAACAAAGUUAUGAUGGUCAAAGAAAUGAAGAUAGCGUUACCAAUGGAGUCGUCAGCCGCAGGACUGGUUACGUCAACAGAGCUCGAGAAGCGAGUCAGAGAGUUAAUGGAGACUGAGAAAGGAUUUUCAAUUAGAAAUCGCAUCACUGCAAUGAAAGACGAAGCCAAGGCUGCAAUGAGCGAUGGAGGGUCAUCUCUUGCUGAUCUAGACAAGCUGAUCAAGUCGUGGAGGCAAAAAAUGAAUCAUAUUUCUUGAAUCUUAGACUUGGUUUGAUUUAUUUACUUACGUACGCCCUAUAGUUGUAUGCUUUGAUAUGGAAAUAAAUCUAAACUUUUCCA
Messenger RNA from Vitis riparia (riverbank grape), 1659 nucleotides. Its product is annotated as UDP-glycosyltransferase 88B1-like. Gene Ontology annotation, molecular function: UDP-glycosyltransferase activity. Bases 143 to 1576 code for a protein of 477 amino acids. The transcript has a single exon. Lineage: Eukaryota; Viridiplantae; Streptophyta; Magnoliopsida; Vitales; Vitaceae. The record is from RefSeq and is a predicted model, not a curated record.